GGCGGCGGCGGCGCGGGUGCUGCGCGCGAUCGCCGAGUCCCGGACGCCCGUCAAGACGCUCUCCGGCUUCAUCAGGUACCUGGCGGACAGGGCCGACAAGGACUUCGAGGCGAUGCAGCGCAACGCGCGGGGCAUCCCUCCCGCCAAGAGCGCCGCCUGCUGCAGCUCCGGCCCUUCGCAGGGAGAUGACUCUGUAUCUGGGCCACAGUACCAUAGCGAUGAUCAAGUUGAGGUUCAAAGCCCUUACACUGAAGAGAUAGCUUUUCGUCUCUCAAACCGUGCUGGGAGUCCCAGUCAACCGCGGCCUAUCAAUUUGCAAGAUAACAUGGGUCCUGUCAGAGAAAUUGUUUGUAUAGAACAAAACGUGACCGCGAUGGCAGCUAAUACUCCAUCUGGCCGGGCCUCCUUGCAAAUCCAGGAUGACAUUCAGAUUAAUGAUCGUAUCCGAGCAAUGACUCCUGCUAUGAUGCCGGCAACAACCCAGCCCAGGAUGGCAGCCGAGAACCCAUCCUCAAUGACACCUGCUAUGAUGCCGGUUCCAACCCUGCCAUGGAUGGCAGGCGAGAACCCGCGCGCUUGGAUCCCGCUCCUGAACCUGGACUAUGUUCCUACUCCUGAUGUUAUGAUGCAGGGAGGUAGCCCUGGCCAUUGUGUGUCCAUUGGGCUGCAUAAUGAUAUGAGGAUUGAAAGCCCCAUACCAAAUGCCAUUCAUACACCUCCAAGGAGUGUUUCCACACCAAGCCCUGUGCGGGAUCUUUCAAGACCUGUUCAGCGAAUGGUUCUUCCGUCAGGAAGCCCACAUAGCCCAGCAUGGGCAAUGGCGCCAAGUUGUGCAACCUAUCAUGCCACAGAAAAUGCAUUGAGGGAGAAAGCAAGUCCUCAAAUGCAAGCACUGGAGGAUUUGGAGUUCAUGAAGAGAUUUAUGAUUUGUGCAUACCUUCGUCAGAAGAGGAUAGAAGAUGAACUAUCUGUGGACUAUAUUAGAUCCUUGAAGUACCUUUCCAUGGUUCAGUUUGAGCCAGAAAUCUGGAGAGCAUUUGGUUGCAAGUAUAUAAAAUUUUCAGAUAGAGUGAAGAACCUUGAUUCCGACCCAGGUGCACCAAGAGUCUACCAUUGUAUUGUAGAGAUAACAGGGGAUUCUGUAGUGAAACUUUUCAAGGUUGCUGAAGAUGGUAUUAUUCUGGGUUUACGCCGCUACCGGUUUUUUGUUUACAAGGAUGGAGGAAAAGAUGAGAAAAAGAAAGAAGAGAAAAUAAAUUGGGAAAACAAGAACUGCGCUUCAGGCGUGAAAUGCUACUUUGUUCGCACAGAGUCUGGAUGGAAUAUGGAUGAACCUUACAUACUCUCUGGCAAGACAAUCAAUCAGGCUCGCAAACUAUUCAUGCACAUACAUACCGCUCCCACCUUGGCAAAAUACAUGGCCAGGUUUGCUUUGAUACUAUCGAAAACUAUCACAAUGGAGGUUAAUUUAUCAGCGGUUCAUGUUAUACAGCUUGAUGAUAAACCUUGCAGCGAUGAAAAUGGGGGAAUUGUUCAACGAGAUGGGGAACUCCUGAUCCAUACUGAUGGAACUGGCCUAAUAUCUGAAGAUUUGGCUGAGAAAUGCCCAACAAUUAUGUACAAGGGAAAACUUUUGAAGUCACAAGAUGUUCAGGCUUGUGAUGAUACACUUAUGACGUCUCCCCAUGCGAAGAAACAACGGCCUAUUGCCAGUAAACCUCCUCUUCUUAUUCAGUUCCGGAUGUUCUAUAAAGGAUCAGCUGUUAAGGGAACUGCAUUAAUUGACAGAAGGCUUCCUCCUGGAACUAUUCUUAUACGGCCAUCAAUGAUAAAAAUAAAAUCUGAUCCAAAAUUGUGUGGUGUACAGUCCGUUAACUCUUGGGAACUGAUAAAAAUGAAAGCUGAUCCAAAAUCAUAUUGUGUCCAGUCCGUCAACUCUUUGGAAAUAGUGACAACGAGCGCUAAACCGAAAAGGACAUUAACAUCGAAGCUCUUGAUUGCACUACUUCGCUAUGGAGGAGUUAAAGAAGAGUUCUUUAUGGAGCUUCUAGAAAAUGCAAUUGAAGGGGCUAAGACCGCUCAUUGUGAUUAUGAAGACGCACUAAACAUUGCAUUUGUCUAUGCGGACAUGGAGGAUUCGAUAUCAGCACGAAUGAUUUUGUCUGGAAUUCCACUAGAAGAUGCAUAUUUGCAAUCCAGGCUGGCUAUCAUGGCUCAACAAGAAAGAAAGGGAAUCAAGCAAGGAAAGCUACCAAUCAGUGAUUGCUUUUAUUUGAUGGGUACAACAGAUCCUACAGGGAAACUCAAAGCCAAUGAAGUUUGUGUGAUCCUUGAGAAUGGACCAUAUUGUGGAAAUGUGCUUGUCUAUAAACAUCCUGGGUUACACUUUGGUGAUAUACAUGUCUUGACAUCAAGAUAUAUCAAGGAUAUACAAGACGCAGUAGGAUAUUCAAGAUAUGCUAUACUUUUCCCUACCUCUGGCCCACGAUCUUUGGCCGAUGAGAUGGCCAAUAGUGAUUUUGAUGGGGACAUGUAUUGGGUCUCAAUAAAUGAACAGUUAUUAAAGCAGUUCAAGCCUUCUAAACCAUGGGAAUGGGGCCAAGUAAAUAAACCAGUACAGGCCGAGAAAAAGUGUCUUCUGGAUUUAGACGAACCCCUACUCGAGAGGAGUUUGUUUCAUGAAUUCUUAAAAGCAAGAUUUGCACGCAGUAAUGCGCUUGGCACAGCAGCUGAUAGUUGGUUAGUAUAUAUGGACCGACUGUUAACAGAUGGUGUUGAUGAAGAUGAAAGUAAUGUACUAGAAAAAAAGAUAAAGAAGUUGGUUGAUCUUUAUUAUUUGGCCCUGGACGCUCCAAAGGCCGGGACCAAGAUCAAUGUCCCUGCUGAGCUGACACCAAAAAAGUAUCCGCACUACAUGGAUCGAAAGGAAAGCUACCAUUCAACAUCCAUACUAGGAAAAAUUUAUGACGAAGCAGAAAAAAAGCAAUCUGAGAAAGUUGAACCAGUCGAGAUAUUGUUGGACCCGUAUUUCACGGAGAGAGCAGCAUCUUCAGGAUACAAGUACCUGAACCUCUGGGCAGGCCGCUAUCAGGAGUACUUGAGCGAGAGUGGGCCACUGAUUGACAAUCAGGACAAGGAAGAAACAGACCUGAAGUUCAAAGAACUCUACCAAAAGUACAAAUACAUGCUCUACGAUGCCGCUGAAUUCGAGCAAACCCAGAGGAACCUCGACGAAGUGUUCGACGAGGCCUGCACGAUCUACCAGAUCGUCUACGAGAAAGCAGCGAGGUUCAAGAAGGCUGGGAGAUGCGGCUUCGUGUGGAACGUGGCGGGCCGUGCGCUGUGCCGUUUCUACGCUCUCGAGGCCGAGGGCGACAAGGUGCUCGUCCCGUUGACGGUCGCUCGGAACCUCACGAAGAAGCGCCGUAGGUAGCAGCGACGUGACGGGCUGCUGUGACUUUGAUCGACUCCGUGUUGUAUAAAGUAGGCGUCUGUUGUGGCUCGUAAUAACAGGUGUGGACGUUUCAAACCGAUGGGUUGACUGCAGGCUGUAUUUAUUCGUACCUGCCUCAAGCUUGUGGUGUGUGUGUGUGCGCUCGAAGUGCGCGUUGUAUUGCCACCAAGAAUCCCACUUGUAUUCAGAGAUGGCAUGUCAUCUCCCUGUUCGUUGCGUAUCCUCUGUGUAAUCUUCUCAGAACCUUAACGUUAAUGCAAUGCAGUGUAGCCAGAUACAAUGUCACGCUGCAAUCUGGUGUUGCUUG
Messenger RNA from Triticum dicoccoides, 3761 nucleotides. RefSeq names its product probable RNA-dependent RNA polymerase 3. Bases 113 to 3433 code for a protein of 1106 amino acids. Gene Ontology annotation, biological process: siRNA processing. The transcript is spliced from 19 exons. Gene Ontology annotation, cellular component: nuclear RNA-directed RNA polymerase complex. Gene Ontology annotation, molecular function: RNA-directed RNA polymerase activity. Lineage: Eukaryota; Viridiplantae; Streptophyta; Magnoliopsida; Poales; Poaceae. The record is from RefSeq and is a predicted model, not a curated record.